UUUAUCUCGAACUUUAUCUUGAGUUGACUAGAGUGAUCAAGUAUAUUAUACGGCGGCCUAGGUGUUCGUGUGUGUUAGGUGUCAAGUGUCAAGUAGUGAUGUUGCAGUAAUUGCAAUAAUUAUUUUGCUCAAGAUGCAAGAAUAUACUCAAAAUACUUGAGAUAAAACUUGACUUUGGACUAACGCUUGCGUUGUACGACAGAUCAUGCUGUUAUGUUAUUACACACGAUAAAUUAGACUGAAACGAAAGAGCAGCUCGAAUAAAGUCGCUCCAUUCGAUUUAAACGAGAGCGAUCGCAAGAAAUAUAAUACAUAAAUCGCGCUUAAUAUGCAUUAGCACACAGCUGUAUGUUUAGUAUUAUUUAACAUAAUCUGUACGUUGCGUUCUUUCGGAGAAAUUUUUUUCAUGUUUCAAAGUUAAAGCCACCAUCGAUAUGGUAUCUUCGUGGUGUUAUUUUAUUUUGCCGAUGGUCUUGCUCAUCGGCUUGCUUCGCAAAUGUCGCGAACGCACUUGGGGAAGAUGUAAGAGUACCAGCAAUCUACAAGGCCAGGUAUUUCUCGUGACUGGUGCGAAUUCUGGCAUUGGUAAAGAGACGGUAAAAGAAUUGGCCAAACGGAGAGCUACAAUCAUCAUGGCUUGUAGGGAUGUACAGAACGCAAAGAAUGUCAUUGCUGAAAUCCGAAGUAAAAUAUCUACCGGCGAAUUGAUUCCAAUGGAGUUAGAUCUUGCAUCUUUCUCGUCCAUCAGAGAAUUUGCCAAUAAAGUUCUAAAAAAUUUUCCUCAUAUUCAUGUAUUGAUCAAUAAUGCCGGCGUAUAUGCGCCACUCAAAGAUCAUGCAUUAACUAAGGAUGGAUUUGAAAUUCAUUUUGGAGUAAAUCAUUUGGGCCAUUUUUUACUUACUAAUUUACUUUUGGAUCGCUUGAAGCAAAGCGCUCCUAGCAGAAUAGUGGUAGUAACAUCCAAGCUUCUGGAAUCUGGAGUAAUAGAUUUUGAAAACUUAAAUGGUGAGAAAGGAUUGCCAGUGAAAAGUAGGAUGAAUCCUGGCUAUUGUAAUUCGAAACUUGCUAAUGCAUACUUUGCCACUGAACUUGCAAAACGAACAGAAAAUACCGGUGUUAAUGUCUAUAUGGUAUGUCCUGGAUUUACUUAUACUGGUCUAUUUAGGAAUGUGAAGAGAAGCUGGUUUCACUAUAUUAUUUUUUCACCUGUUGCUCUCAUGUUUCUUCGUACUGCUAAUCAGGGUGCGCAAACAGUGUUACAUUGUGCAACAGAAUCAUCAUUAUGUAAAGAAAGUGGACAUUUGUAUCGCGAUUGUAAACUUUAUGUCUCUAAAAAAGAUUUAGAUUCUGAAGUAGCACUCCGUUUAUGGGAUAUAAGUGCUAAGUUGAUCGGCAUAAAGGAUAUAAUGAAAUAAAUAAUUUUAAGAUACAUGCAUGUAUUACACACAUGUAUUAACGUAAUUUUACUUUUGUUGUAUAUAUAUUUUAGAAUCAUAUUUAUUUUUAUACAUAAAGCAAACAAAAGUGGAAUA
Molecule: messenger RNA, 1532 nt
Organism: Camponotus floridanus (Florida carpenter ant)
Lineage: Eukaryota; Metazoa; Arthropoda; Insecta; Hymenoptera; Formicidae
Product: retinol dehydrogenase 11
Exons: 4
Coding region: 435-1415 (326 amino acids)
Source: RefSeq, a predicted model, not a curated record